CUGCACUAUGGGACCCUCAUGGGCAGCAGAGCUUGUGUCCAAAUGGCAGCAGCUGCCUGGGGCACUGGUUUUCUCAAUGCUCUCCUGCACACUGCUAACACAUUUUCCAUACCACUCUGCCAAGGCAACACAGUGGAGCAGUUCUUCUGUGAAAUCCCCCAGAUCAUCAAGCUCUCCUGCUCAGACUCCUACCUCAGGGAAGUCAGGCUUCUUGUGGUUAGUGCCUGUUUAGGCUUUGGGUGUUUCAUUUUCAUUGUGGUGUCCUACGUGCAGAUCUUCACUGCUGUGCUGAGGAUCCCCUCUGAGCAGGGCCAGCACAAAGCCUUUUCCAUGUGCCUCCCUCACCUGGCCGUGGUCUCCCUGUUUCUCAGCACUGGCAUGUUUGCCUACCUGAAGACCCCCUCCCUCUCCUCCCCAGCUCUGGAUCUGGUGGUGGCUGUUCUGUACUCGGUGGUGCCUCCAGGGUUGGGAUCUGGUGUAAUGGAUCACAACUUUCACCUCCUCAAGAUAGUUCGAGUCAAUGACUCCUGCAACGAUGUCUACUCCCCAGAGAGCUAA
Messenger RNA from Dromaius novaehollandiae (emu), 558 nucleotides. Its product is annotated as olfactory receptor 14A16-like. Gene Ontology annotation, molecular function: odorant binding; olfactory receptor activity. The annotation marks the transcript as partial. NCBI's taxonomy places the organism in Eukaryota, Metazoa, Chordata, Aves, Casuariiformes, Dromaiidae. The record is from RefSeq and is a predicted model, not a curated record. Gene Ontology annotation, cellular component: membrane. The transcript has 2 exons. Gene Ontology annotation, biological process: G protein-coupled receptor signaling pathway.